AUGCCAAAUAUACCAGCAAAACGUAAAGCAUGGUUGGAAGAGGCUUUGGCAGCAUUCUCUGGUGAUGAUGAAGUCAAGCUGAUGAAGAAAUGUUUGGAAAUAUUGGCUGCACCAACUGGUAAAUUGUCAUCGGAUCCGGAGGAAGAUUUCAUGGCAAGAGAAAAUGCUCUGGAACAACUUGAGAGUGUUGUCGAUAUUAUUGAUAAUGCAAAAGAAACUCUUUACAAUAUGGGCAUGGUGGAACAGAUGAUUUCAAUUCUUCAAGGACCACAUGACCGUUAUCAUGAACAUGUGACUAAUAUUUUACUGAAAUUAGUGAGCAAUUAUCCCUCCGCUUUGAGAGACUGUCAACAAGAUAAAUACGGGUUGAGAAAAACUCUGGAGAAUCGUCGACAGUAUCUUCAGGAAACAGAUCAAGAGGCAUAUGAGGAGGAGAUCGACUAUUGUAAUCAACUCAUAAAACUUUGUUUUCCUGACAACAAUAUCUUCGAUAGCACUGACAGAUGA
Messenger RNA from Dendronephthya gigantea, 507 nucleotides. RefSeq names its product hsp70-binding protein 1-like. The record is from RefSeq and is a predicted model, not a curated record. Lineage: Eukaryota; Metazoa; Cnidaria; Anthozoa; Malacalcyonacea; Nephtheidae. The coding region runs from base 1 to 507 and encodes 168 amino acids. The transcript is spliced from 4 exons.